Uranotaenia lowii is the source of this 826-nucleotide messenger RNA. RefSeq lists its product as uncharacterized. The transcript is spliced from 3 exons. Bases 139 to 636 code for a protein of 165 amino acids. NCBI's taxonomy places the organism in Eukaryota, Metazoa, Arthropoda, Insecta, Diptera, Culicidae. The record is from RefSeq and is a predicted model, not a curated record.
CAAAUUCAAGACGGCAUCGGCGGAACCAGUUUUUCUAUGCGUUUUCGGCGUUUUCGGUCAUCGGAAUCUCGACGGAGGAUAUAUUCGGAGGUCGACGGAGGUUAAAUAUUCCUGAACUUUUCCAUUACCGGUUCUAAAAUGGAUCGCUCAACGACGACAGCCGGUUCUAUUCCAAGGUUUAUCCCUUCAUGGUGUGGCAGUUUUCUGAUCCUGCUGCUGAGAUCCGAGGACCUCCAGCCUGGGCAGAAAUCACCAAUUCACCACCUUUACUUCCGGAAGUUCUUUUGGCCGAAGAUGACCCGGAAACUAAUUAAGGUGUUCGAUAUCCGGUCGGCCCGGGUUGCUACUGAAACCAAACUUUUCAACACAAUUCGGGACCCAGGAGGAGGUUUUUUUACCAUGAGACCUGAGGAGCUCAAAACCAUUCUUCCCGUUGUAGGCACCCACAGUGAUACGGAUACCCCAUCAAUCGGAUCGAAGCCGGGCAUUGGGCUCUUGAAAAACAUUCCUUCCCCCCGAAAAAUGGACACCCCGAUGGCAACGAUAGAUAGAUAUGGCUUUAAAUUAUGUUACUGGUUUAGAACUCUUAAAUCAGAAGAAUGGACGAGAUUAUAUGUAACUUUGAGGCUACCGUAGUUUCGAAUAAUAAACUUAAACUACAAAGUUUUGUUGAAUAAACUGUUUAAUCUAAAGUUUCUUAAAACCUUCUCCUAGCCGAAACGUCGCAUAUGCCGAUGUUUGCAAAAACUGAAUAAAACAAAAGUAGGGGCUAUAUUUACAAAAUUUGAAAAACAAUGUUUUGUUCACAGAAGAAAUGAAUGAAAAU